Molecule: messenger RNA, 1053 nt
Organism: Colossoma macropomum (tambaqui)
Lineage: Eukaryota; Metazoa; Chordata; Actinopteri; Characiformes; Serrasalmidae
Product: urotensin-2 receptor
Exons: 1
Coding region: 1-1053 (350 amino acids)
Biological process (GO): blood vessel diameter maintenance; neuropeptide signaling pathway; regulation of blood pressure
Cellular component (GO): membrane
Molecular function (GO): urotensin II receptor activity
Source: RefSeq, a predicted model, not a curated record
AUGAGCCUGGCAACCAACAGCAGCAUCUCUGGCCCUUCAGGUUCAAACUCAGGCAGCAGCGGUGCAGGAAGUGGCUCAGGUGGAGGGAGUGUAAUAUGGGUAACCCCUCUUUUGGGUGCCACCCUCAUCAUCAUGUGCAUCCUCGGUGUGUCGGGCAACCUGUACACCUUGGCCAUAAUGCGUUCAGCUGCGCUGCGCCGUGCAGGCUCCAUGCAUGUCUUUAUCAUUAAUCUGGCGGCAGCUGACCUGCUCUACCUGGCCACCAUUCCAUUCGUGGUGUGCACCUACUUCGCCCACAACUGGUUCUUUGGUGAGACCGGCUGCCGGGUGCUCUUGAGCCUGGACCUGCUCACCAUGCACGCUAGUGUUUUCGCACUAGUUGCUAUGAGCCUGGAGCGCUACCGUGCUGUGGCUACCCCAUUCCGUGCCCGCCGCCAUUCAACCAUCCGCCGCCACUGGUUGGUGGCUCUGGGAAUCUGGGCUGCAGCCUUUGUCCUGACGCUACCCAUGAUGGUAAUGAUCAGGCUGCGAGAGGGCCGUGCUGGACCGGGCGGCCUGGUCAAGCGCAUCUGUUUCCCCACAUGGAAGCUGGAGGCCUUCAAAGCUUACCUGACCGUGCUCUUCUUCACUAGCAUGCUGGUGCCUGGAUUGGUCAUGGUAGGGCUAUAUGCCGGGUUAGCAAGACGCUACUGGACAGCACAGGCUAACCUGACCCAAAGAGGAGGAGCAGGAGCUGGACGCAGGACAAGGCUCAAACACAAAGUGGUGGCCAUGAUCUUCAGCAUCGUGGUGGCCUACUGGGCCUGCUUCCUACCUUUCUGGGGCUGGCAGAUGGCCAAGCUCUUUUCAUCGGAGUCGCUGCGGUCGCUCUCGCCUGCUGCCCACACUUACGUCAACUUCUUUGUCACCUGCCUGACCUACGGGAACAGCUGUGUGAACCCGCUCCUAUACACUCUACUUACUCGCAAUUACAAAGACUAUUUGGCCCAAAGGGGUCAGCCCUCAGGCUCCAGUCGAGCCGAUCAGGGGUCAGCUGCAGUGGUCAAUGCAUGA